This is a messenger RNA of Dioscorea cayenensis subsp. rotundata (Guinea yam), 1426 nucleotides long. RefSeq names its product phosphoribosylformylglycinamidine cyclo-ligase, chloroplastic/mitochondrial. The transcript is spliced from 8 exons. Gene Ontology annotation, cellular component: cytosol. Lineage: Eukaryota; Viridiplantae; Streptophyta; Magnoliopsida; Dioscoreales; Dioscoreaceae. Gene Ontology annotation, molecular function: phosphoribosylamine-glycine ligase activity; phosphoribosylformylglycinamidine cyclo-ligase activity. Gene Ontology annotation, biological process: 'de novo' IMP biosynthetic process; adenine biosynthetic process. The record is from RefSeq and is a predicted model, not a curated record. The coding region runs from base 41 to 1222 and encodes 393 amino acids.
CAAAACGGCAAAACCCAGAACCCGAGCACCUCCAUUCACCAUGAGCGCGCGCUUUGGGUCGGGUACGGCGGCGGCGAAGCUCAUCGGCGGUGGCCCGGCCAAAGGGCGUUACCAGAACGCCGUUUUCUCCGGACCUUCUGGUCUGAUUCGAUUGCCGCAGCGAUCUUUGUGUUUGCCUUCGGUUGUGGCUGCGGAGAAGAAGAGGAAGAUUGCCGUCGAGUGCUCUAAGGGCGGGGAGGAGGUGCAGAAGUUGACUUACAAGGAUGCUGGGGUUGAUAUCGAUGCCGGCUCGGAGCUUGUUCGGAGGAUUGCGAAGAUGGCGCCGGGGAUUGGUGGCUUUGGAGGGCUCUUCCCUCUGGGAGAUUCAUACCUUGUGGCUGGCACUGAUGGUGUGGGGACUAAACUCAAACUUGCAUUUGAAAGUGAAAUCCAUGAUACCAUUGGCAUUGAUUUGGUGGCCAUGAGUGUGAAUGACAUUGUUACCUCUGGAGCAAAGCCAUUGUUCUUCCUUGAUUAUUUUGCCACUGGCCAUUUGGAUGUUGACCUUGCUGAAAAGGUGAUAAAAGGAAUUGUGGAUGGAUGCCAACAGUCUGAUUGUAUUCUUUUAGGUGGUGAGACUGCUGAGAUGCCAGGCUUCUACCCCAAUGGAGAGUAUGAUCUCAGUGGUUUUGCUGUUGGCAUUGUCAAAAAGGAUGCAGUCAUUGAUGGGAAGAACAUUGAGGUUGGGGACGUUCUCAUUGGCCUUCCAUCCAGUGGUGUCCAUUCCAAUGGGUUUUCUCUUGUGAGGAGGGUCCUGUCUUAUAGUGGUCUCUCUUUGAAAGAUCAGCUUCCUGGAAAUAAUGGGAAGCCAAUAACAUUAGGAGAAGCACUAAUGGCACCGACAGUUAUCUAUGUUAAACAGGUACUCGACAUCAUAAGCAAAGGAGGGGUGAAAGGAAUAGCCCACAUAACUGGCGGUGGUUUUACUGAUAAUAUACCAAGAGUUUUUCCUUCUGGUCUUGGGGCUAAGAUCUUCAGUAAUUCUUGGGAUGCCCCAGCUGUAUUCAAAUGGAUACAAGAGGCUGGAGGAAUUGAGGAUGCUGAGAUGAGGCGAACUUUCAACAUGGGCAUCGGAAUGGUUCUCGUCGUCACAAAUGAGGCAUCCAAAAGAAUACUCUCCGAACAUCAUUCAGCUUAUCUCAUCGGUGAAGUCGGACCCGGUGAAGGUGUGAAGUUUGUUUGAUCAACAGAUAUAAAUCUUCUCGAUCGAGCAAUUUUGUUGUACUAAUACCAUCAAUAUUUAUGAUAAAUUGCAAGCAUUGUAUUAAUUCAGUUUGCAGUAAACACCAUAAAUCCAACAUAUGCUACUCUUGUUGACUUUGCAUAAACUCUAUAUAAAUAAACAUAUAAACAGAAUGGAUAAGCUUGUGUCAUUCAUGAGGUUUCA